Messenger RNA from Linum trigynum, 511 nucleotides. The record is from the annotation of a GenBank genome assembly. Lineage: Eukaryota; Viridiplantae; Streptophyta; Magnoliopsida; Malpighiales; Linaceae.
UCCAGUGAUGAGUAGGCGUGGAUUGGAGAGAUUGUGAUGGGUUAGUACCCGCCGGUUGUGAUGGCUGCGACUUCAUGAGUUUGGUUCUGGUGCUGGUGACGAUGGUUUCUCCUGUUGUGGUUUCUCUAGUGGCGGCAGCAGCAGCGGCGAUGGGUCCUUUGUUUGCUCAGUAUGUGGAGGUGGCGAUGUUUCAGUUGCUCCUUCUGCUUCGGGAUUCGUCCGGUGGUGAUCCACCGCCAAAAGGUAGUUGUUAUGGCAGGUCGAAGGGAGAUUCUGAAUUGGAGCAUAUGAUGGUUGAGGGACAUCGAUGUAGUGAUCAUGAAUCCCUGUGAAAAAAAUUCAUCAUUGAUGAAGCGAAAAUCAUGUGGUAGACAAGAAGGGAGCAUCCAAACCAGACGAGAAUGGCUUGGCUAGGAGGAAUCUGUCUCCUCUUUGUUCUUUUACGAACCCUAAACAUAAAUGGAGAAAUCCAGCGGCGGCGGAAGGACAAAAUUAAAUUUGUGAUUUUUUA